Coturnix japonica (Japanese quail) is the source of this 12005-nucleotide messenger RNA. RefSeq names its product ring finger and CCCH-type domains 1 (gene RC3H1). Gene Ontology annotation, biological process: ubiquitin-dependent protein catabolic process; protein polyubiquitination; nuclear-transcribed mRNA catabolic process, deadenylation-dependent decay. Gene Ontology annotation, molecular function: ubiquitin protein ligase activity; RNA stem-loop binding; metal ion binding. The record is from RefSeq and is a predicted model, not a curated record. NCBI's taxonomy places the organism in Eukaryota, Metazoa, Chordata, Aves, Galliformes, Phasianidae. Gene Ontology annotation, cellular component: cytoplasmic stress granule.
CUCCGAGCAGAGCGGGAGCGCGCCCCGCCUGAGGUAAAAUGGCGGGCAAGAGCCUGAGGGGCUCCCAGCUCCACACAACCAAGAACCAACCUUGCUGCGGCUGCGUGAGCGCCGGGAAAGACGAAAUGAACUGAAAGAACGAAGCGGGGGAAAAACAUCCAAAACCAAACCAAAGGCACGGAAUGCAGAGAGCAUUUCGCUGCCCCGGCCGCCAGCUGCCGGCAGUGACAGCUCCCCCGCCCGGCAGCCCGUCGCCCAGCAGGGCCCGGCCCGUGACUCGGCUGUUUCUCUGGUUCCUCCUCUCCCUCCUUCCUGCCGGGGGCCGGCCGCAGGAAGGGGCGGGCGGCAGCGCGCAGGGAGCAGCCGACGCACAAGAUGGCCGCUGCUGCAGCGGCGGCGGAUGGGGUAGCGGCGGGGCGGUGGGAGGCGGCGGGGGGAGCCCGGAGCCGGCGGGUGCAGGAGGCGGAGGGCGCCGCGGCCGCCCCCGUGUGUCGCAGCUGAGGGGGCCGGAGGCUGCAGCCGGGAGUCCGGCCCGUGUGGUUAUGUUUCACACUAUGUGCUGACUGUCUGUACUUACAGAAGAUAUUUAAAAGCAAACAGACUUUUUUUUCGAAGAUUUUGAUUCCAGUGGAAUCUGCUUUAGAUUUUUGUCUCGUCAAUUAACUCCUGAAACAAUGCCUGUACAAGCUCCGCAGUGGACGGAUUUUCUCUCCUGUCCUAUUUGCACACAGACUUUUGAUGAAACGAUCCGGAAGCCCAUCAGCUUGGGUUGUGGCCACACUGUCUGCAAGAUGUGCCUCAACAAGCUCCACCGUAAGGCGUGCCCUUUUGACCAGACCACUAUCAACACAGAUAUUGAACUUCUUCCUGUGAACUCAGCUUUACUGCAGCUAGUGGGUGCUCAGGUUCCUGAGCAGCAGCCAAUUACUAUAUGUAGUGGAGCUGAAGAUACCAAGCAUUACGAGGAGAGCAAAAAAUGCGUGGAAGAAUUAGCAUUGUACCUCAAACCACUCAGCAGCGCAAGAGGUGUGGGUCUGAACAGUACUACUCAGAGUGUCCUGAGUCGUCCUAUGCAAAGGAAGCUUGUGACGCUGGUUCACUGCCAGCUAGUGGAGGAAGAAGGACGGAUCAGAGCCAUGCGUGCGGCACGGUCACUUGGUGAAAGAACAGUCACAGAGCUCAUUCUUCAGCAUCAAAAUCCUCAGCAGCUCUCUUCCAACCUCUGGGCUGCAGUGAGAGCCAGAGGGUGCCAGUUCCUUGGACCAGCUAUGCAAGAAGAGGCUUUAAAGCUGGUUCUGCUGGCUCUGGAAGAUGGAUCUGCCUUGUCACGAAAGGUCUUGGUUCUGUUUGUGGUUCAGAGGCUGGAGCCACGAUUUCCUCAGGCUUCUAAAACUAGCAUUGGGCAUGUUGUCCAGCUUCUUUACAGAGCCUCGUGCUUCAAGGUGACGAAGCGCGAUGAAGAUUCCUCCCUGAUGCAACUGAAGGAGGAAUUUCGUACUUAUGAAGCUCUGAGAAGGGAACAUGAUUCCCAGAUUGUUCAAAUUGCUAUGGAAGCAGGUUUACGCAUUGCACCAGAUCAGUGGUCCUCGCUGUUGUAUGGAGACCAGUCUCAUAAAUCCCACAUGCAGUCUAUCAUUGACAAGUUGCAGACCCCAGCCUCGUUUGCGCAGAGUGUUCAGGAAUUAACUAUUGCUCUUCAGAGGACUGGAGAUCCAGCUAACCUGAAUCGUCUUCGACCUCACCUUGAGCUCCUGGCAAAUAUUGAUCCCAGCCCAGAUGCUCCACCUCCAACAUGGGAACAACUGGAAAAUGGGCUUGUUGCUGUAAGGACUGUGGUUCACGGCUUAGUUGAUUAUAUCCAGAAUCACAGCAAGAAAGGAACGGAUCAGCAACAGCCUCCUCAGCACAGCAAAUACAAGACAUACAUGUGCCGAGACAUGAAACAGAGAGGAGGAUGCCCCCGAGGGGCCAGCUGCACCUUUGCACAUUCACAGGAGGAGCUAGAAAAAUUUCGUAAAAUGAACAAGCGUCUGGUUCCAAGAAGACCUCUGAGUGCCUCCCUGGGCCAACUGAAUGAGGUGGGCCUGCCUUCAGGAGCUAUCCUCUCGGAUGAAGGGGGAGUGGACUUGCCCAAUAGGAAAACCUCUGCUCUGCCAAAUGGAAUUGUGUCAACAGGCAGCACAGUGACACAACUUAUUCCUCGAGGGACGACUGACUCCAGUUACGAAGCUGCUCUGAAACCAGGGAAGAUGGACCAUCUGAGUAGCAGUGCCCCUGGAUCCCCUCCUGACUUGCUGGAACCUGUCUCCAAGAGCUCUAUUUCUGCCUUACCAGUGAACCCUCAUCCUGUGCCUGCUCGGGCACCAACAGAUCUGCCUUCAGUGUCUGUCACAAAACAGUUGCAAAUGGUACCUCGUGGAUCUCAGUUGUAUAAUACUCAGCAAGCAGAUAUCUUUUAUCAAGAUCAUAGGGGAGCUGCCCCACCAUUUGAGCCAGCACCCUACCAGCAAGGAGUUUACUAUCCUCAAACCAUGUCUCGCUUUGUGCGACCUCCUCCAUCAGCUCCAGAACCUGGUCCACCUUAUUUAGACCAUUACGCUCCCUACCUUCAGGAUCGUGUGGUGAGCCCCCAGUACACACAGCCUCAGCAAUAUCCUCCGAUGGGACAACCCAUAUAUCCCCCGCACUACGACAGCCGCCGUGUGUACCCCCCUGUCCAGCCAUAUCAGCGAGAGGAGAUGGUCCGAGGAAGCCCUGUACCCAUUGAAAUUCCACAAGCAGCUGUACCCUCCUACGUACCUGAAUCCAGGGACAGAUACCCACAAACAGAGAGUUAUUGCCCAGUGGCUCCCCAUCUCAGUCAGAUCAGACCUUCCUGCCACCGGCCUCACCCCAGCCUGGAUGAACUUCACCGACGAAGGAAAGAGAUCAUGGCACAGUUAGAGGAGAGGAAGGUUAUUUCCCCACCUCCUUUUGCACCUUCUCCAACCUUGCCUCAUCCUUUUCAUUCAGAGGAGAUCUUUGUUUUUGUACAGUACUUAGAUGAAGACCUGAAGGUAGCUGGGAAAUACAAAGGAAAUGACUACAGCCAGUACUCUCCCUGGUCCUGUGACACCAUCGGCUCCUACAUUGGAACCAAAGAUGCAAAACCCAAAGAUGUCGUGGCAGCAAGGAGUGUGGAGAUGGCGAACGUGGAUAGUAAAGCCAUGCGUGACCAACGAUUAGACAUGCAGAGAAGAGCAGCAGAGGCUGGUGAUGAUGACCUCAUUCCGUUUGGAGACCGACCAACUGUGUCGAGAUUUGGGGCCAUCUCUCGUACUUCCAAAGCGAUGUACCAGAAUUCUGGUCCCAUUCAGGCCAUGGCGGUUCAGGGAGCUUCCACCAAAUCAAUCAUUUCAGACUACAGUCCUUAUGGAACUCAUGGAGGCUGGGGAGGCUCUCCAUAUUCUCCCCAUCAAAAUAUACCUUCUCAGGGACGUUUCAAUGACAGGGAGAGACUGUCCAUGUCAGAUGUGGCUGGUCAUGGAAAACAGUUGCCCUCAGCUGAGCGAGAGCAACAGCUGCGCAUGGAGCUGCAGCAAGUGGACCAUCAGAUCAGCCAGCAGACACAAAUGAGAGGACUAGAGGCUGUUAGUAACAGGCUGCUGUUGCAGAGGGAGGCGACUACCCUGGCAGGCCAACCACAGCCCCCACCCCCACCUCCCAAGUGGCCUGGGAUGAUCUCAAGUGAACAGCUGAGCUUGGAGCUACACCAGGUGGAAAGGGAAAUUGGGAAGAGAACCCGGGAGCUGAGCAUGGAAAGCCAGUCUUCACUGGAUAUUAAAAACAAACUGGGCACCACUAAACAGACAGAAAAUGGACAAUUAGAACCACAAAGCAAGGUUCCAGCUGAGGACCUCGCACUGGCAUUCAGCAGCGAUGUUCCAAAUGGAUCAGCCUUGACACAAGAAAACAUCAGCCUCCUGUCAAACAAGGCAGCAUCUCUCAGCCUGUCCGAGGACCCGGAGGGAGGAGGAGACAACCAAGACUCCCAGAGAAUGGGUGUUACACCCACAUCUGCUCCAUGAAGUGAGGCCAGCGUACCCCAGAAUUCCUUUUGCUGGGGCAUUGGCAGCUUCCAUCACGUUUUAUUCCAGGAGUGAUUGGAGAAACCCAGGAGCAACAGCCGUAGCAGAGCAGCAGGUCCAGAGGCAAUGUGCACAAACACAAAUACUAGAAACAAAUCCUGCACAUAGUUCACAUUAACGCAUUUUUUAAUUAAAAAAAAAUAUGAAAAUUAGCAGUAUCUGCAAGCAAUUCAAAUUAAAUUUGUUUUUGUUCUGUGAAUGAACUUUAUUUUAAUAACUUCGGACGCCUUGGGUCCCAGGGCUUAAAAAAAAAAGAUAUUAUAUAUAUACUCUGUUUGAUUAAUUGUAUGAUCUUAAUGAAGUAGGUUUUUUCUUUUUUUUUUUUUUUUUUUGUAUUAUUACAUACCCAGUGCAUAAUUCCUUAUCACUUUAAUUUCUCGACAAAUAAAAACAACCUAGUCAUUUCCUUUGUAUGAUCUAAAAGUAAACGAGGAAUGAGGGCAGUAGAGUAGCUCUGAAUUGCAGUGUCAGAAGAUGUGCAGCAAAUUGAAUUCGUAGAACAAUUUCUCCCCUUGUUUGUAGGAGCUGAUUCCAGCUUGUGCAGACAGAUAUACUUCAGCAUGGGUGUUUCUGAAGCUGUUCAGCUGAGUCUCAUGGUAGAGAGGCUGAGUUAACAAGUGAAGGUUGUGCAGCUUUAGUGAGGCAAGGUCUCUAGAAACAGCAAGCAGGGAGAAUAUAAGGCUGGGCAGUUGCCGGAAGGAUUAUCAUCUGUUAACUACAGAUGAACUGUUGGUCUGUAUUUGGUCACCCAGUGCUAGGUUAUUUUUUAGGUUGGUUGUUUUUCCCCCACUCAUACGCUUUUAAAAUAAGCCUGAAGUGUGUACAGUGAGGUUAAUGCAGCGGGACUCACUGACCUCUCUGCUUUCUGAAACAGAUCUUGUGUGCACCUCCCUCUCAGCAGUUCUUGCCUUUGUUAUUCCCUCAUUGUUAUUUUAUUAUCAAACAUAAAAUAAUUUCUUCUACGACCUGAUUAUUUUUUGCUGUUCAGUGGCACAUCGGAUGUUUAAUUGUGUUGCUGUUUUGCCUGCCUUUCACUGACAGAGUUGGUCAUCUUUGGUUUGCACACACCAGCAGCGGUAGUCUCUCAAAAACAGAGGAGAAUUGUUUUUUCUCUCUUAAAGUUCCCAUUGCUUAGGGUCUGUGUGUCACACAUCUCAGAAUCAAUUUGCAGUUUGCCUGUCUCUGCUGCACUGAAUCCUUCCCAGUUGCAUAUUUUAUAGGAGAAAAGCUGCAUCAAAAGUUCCAUGUCAGGUGCAGUAUUGAUCCUAUCAGUUAUGGUGGAAAGUAAAUUUGGUUUGAGAGACCUGGUGUGCUACUUCUUCUACUAGAUGCUUUGUAAGCAUGAGCUGGAGGGGAGCCAUAAGCAUCUCUAGAUCUGUUUUCUUUAAAGAAACAAGGGACUUGUUCUUGCUGCACAUUUUUUGACCUUAUUGGCAUGCACUGUGGUGACACCCUGCAUAUGAAGAACUCUAUGGAGGUUGAUUUUUUAAGUGCUGCUCCCUCUGCACCUUCUUGGCCUGUUCUCGUUUUUUUUCUUUCUGGGUUAGACUACUAAAUCAGAAAGCACUGGUUAUGUAAUAAAUUACUGCAUUGCUUUGGUUGGGUAAAGCAAGAGUUAAUAAUUUUCUUGUUUGUUUGUUUGUUUUUUCCUUAACCUUAACUCCUGCUGAGGUCAUAGCAACCUUGGGCUAAGCUUUGCAUUCAUCAUACUGUUAAAUAAAACAAAAUAUGGGGGGUGGGAGGGGAUACAGUCCCACUAUUGCCUACCAGUAGGAGAGUCCAAACAGAAGACUCUUUUGAGUAGCAAUUAUUUAAUUUGCCCAGUCAAGGCACCGCGUUUGUAUACUAUUUCACAUUGAAUUUGAUUAUGCCCUACAGACCUGGCUGGUCAAGGAUUUGAUACACAUAUUGGCUUGGGAUUCGAGCUUUCUUUUUUAUUUAAAUAAAAAUUUAUAUAUAAAUAUAUAUAUAUACAUAUAUACAUAGUUAUAUCUGUAUAUAUAUUGGGUAUGUUUUAAGAAUUUUUUCGCAUGAGCGCAGCUGUUGUGAUCAGAUAUCUGGGAGGUAGAAGCACUGAGUGAAAAUAAAGGCAUUUCUCAGCAUGCACCCACGUUCUCCAUAUCUUCACGCAUAUUUAUUUUGCUCUUAGUUGAGCUUUAGCCUCUUUAACUGCCAGCAGUAGUUUUAAAGCAUGCUUUUAUUUUUUUAAACCCCUCUUAACUUUUGGUAAAGAUCCAUCUUGGCACUUUGACUUUGCCAGCCCCCAUCCAUCCACAUCUCCUACUUCAAGCCUAGCAGCAUUUUCUUAGCAUAGAGCAGAGAGAGGCUGAUGCAGUUUAGAGCCUGGUAGGUCUGUUCCUCCCUUCUCUGCUCUGAGCAUGGUGAGGAGCUGCAUGUUUCCUGGCUGUGUGCUUGGCAUCCAGCUGACACAGCACGGCGCUGUGUCCUUCCGUUCCCAAGCGCAGAGCUCCACCAUCAGGUCAGCCUGCUCUUCCUUGGUUUUAAUUAGUGUACUUCUUCCUUCCGUGUCUUUAUCAACACAGGGAGCUUGCUUUUGUUGAGAUAAUUAGUGCAAUAUUCUCACCCAGGAGGACAAGCCCAGAAGGUAUCUUUUGUUUACUGCAAUAAUUUUAAUGUGAACUGAAUGUUCAGGAACGGUUAUGACAUGUUUGGAACUACAGUUUCCUUUUCAACACUAGUAAGAAAAUCUGGAGGAGCAGAGAACUUUCUUUUACCUUUUAUUCCUUGUGCCAGCUAGUUGCUUUUCCACAUUAGGAAUUACUCUUUGUCUUCUCUUUGCUUUUGCUCCUUGGAGGUAUCCCGUUAGCAGUAAAUCUUUCAGGUCACCUCUGCUGGCCUACAUUCAGCAAAUGCUUCCAAAACGUGGAUUAGAAGGGAGGCCUUACUGUUGUUACUUCUCCUGUGUCCAGCUCUCCGUGCUGUACUUUGUGCGUAGUGUCCUUGUUGUGAUCAGUGUGUCCAGGUGAAUGGCCUCUUUGCCCAGUAUUAUAGUUUGGCUUGUUAAAUAGUUUGUUUAAUAUCUACCAGCAAUAUUGAUUUCUGUUAUUUCCCCCCUCCUCUUGCCCCUUUCCUUGUUUCUCUGGAAAAGCUUGGUUGAUGAAACAGUCGAACAGCAAUGUGUAGUGCAUGCUUUUAAUUCUUUCUGAAGGCUGCACCUGAAAUUUUCACUUCUUAUGGAAAAAAAAACCUGGGAGAGCAGGUAGUUGUACAUACAGUGGAGACACUGGCAGUUACAUAUGUAACCAGAGAGUGAAAUUUCUUGGAACAACUCUAUACCCCAUCAUGGCCCCAGUUGUACAGGAAUACUGUCCCACCUCCGUGAAGCUGGUCUCAUUUGUAAAGCAGUUUAGUCCUCCUACUUAAAGCAAGAAUAAGCAGUAUUACAAUGGUGUUAAGAGCACCAUUUCAUAGGUAGGUCGGAUUUUCUCCUGCAGUAGAUGCCUUUGGACAGUCGUCGAUACCCAGGUUUCAGCUCCAGCCUGGACAACCUUCCCUUCCCCGCAAAAAAUGGGAAGCUUCAGUUGGCAGGUUAAGCUUCAGCAUGUCAGUGAUUCAGCUAGUGUAGAAGUAACAUCAUUUUCCUUCUUCUCUUGUAAACAUCACUGCAUCUUCUCCUAUGCCCUAGUUCGCUAUAUAGGAAAAAUCUAUACUUUUUUUCUGUUCCUUUUGUAUGUUAUUGUAUCCUGUCCCAUGUUAGAAUAGCACUUUUUUUUCUUAAUAUCAGAGCACCUUUCAAAACUUGGAAUACUGUUGUCCCCUUUCUUUCCCCUCAAUUUCUUUUCUGUCUAGUUUCCUUCAAGCCUCAUUCUCUGCCCUUGUCCAUACCUUCCUUUCUUUCCUUCUUGGCUUGCCCGUUCACCCUCCCUGGUUGCUGCCUCAAAACAGAGCAUUCAAAUGAAUUCGCUUAGCCAAUAACUUCUGUGAAGUUGCCUUUUCUAAUGGUGUUAUUACUCAGUGAUGCACAAAUGUGAUAUUGCCCCUACUGGUAGGCAAACGAGGGAUCUGUAUAAACAUGGUAAACUGCUGUUUUUCUUUAAAGGAGAGCCAAAGACUUGUGCUUUACACUUUUAUUUUUCCCUGGUGUAGCCAUUUGAUUGUCAAAACUUUGUAGGGUUUUGUGAGUUGACUGUAUUAUCCUAAUAGAUAUUUUAAAAUCUUAACAAUUGUCAAGCCUUAUCCAUGCAUUGUAUUGUGGAAAAUCAUUCCAUGUAGUCAAACAAUUUGCGAUGUACUGAGAUGUAUCUCGGGUAUUCUGACAUGUUUUGUCUCUUGCGUGCUCUCCCAGCUGCUCAAGUGGCUCAUUUAGAGUGGGAAAAGAAACAGAAACAUUGUAUAAUUGUAGAAGACUUGUUUAAGUUUAAAUUGACUUGAAUACUGAUUUAAAUUAUCUUUAUUUUCAGUAAAAGAUAAAUCUGUGCUACAAAUGCGACUAUUGAACCCUUUGGAACUGAAAAGAUACGUCAAGCUAGCAUUAAAUCAGAUGAGUAGGAAGCAAACCCAUAUGACUACAUUGUUUCAUGACAGCAAGAAUGAGGCAAAAUCCUUUUAGAAAGGACUAGGAAGGAGGCUUCUCACUGGCAGUAGUGUAAGUUCACUUGCAUUUCCCUUCCUUGAUCUACCUGAAAUUCUUACAGACUGUCACUCAGGUAUUUGGGUUCAGAGAGAGAUCUGUGAGGAGCGUAACUCCUCUCUGCCAUUUCCACUUCUAAUCUGAGCUAUAAGGAAGCAAACUACAAGAUAGUUUCCCAAAGGACCGCAGUAUAACCUAGGUAUUUCACACCUACUCGUAUGGUCCAACAAGUUCAGAACUGAUAGUCAGGAGGCUCAGCAGCAGGAGUGCUGACUCAUCUUCCCUGUUCUGAAGUGGGAAACAAAGAAAACCCGUAUCAGCAGCAUGCAAGUUCUGUGUGUGUCCAUGUGAAUAUGAAGUAUUUGUAGUCUUGGAUAUUCGGAUUUGGUUCAUUUUUACAAAGCAUCACUUCCUACUCUGAGCUUAAAACAAAAAAAAAGGAUCAAUAGUGUCAGCAGCUUAACAUUUUGUAUGACAACAUAUUGAUUUCCCUGGGUAAAAAAAAAAAAAAGGAAGCAAAGUUCUUGAGUUGUCUCAAGAUGUGAAUUGGAAAGACCUUCUGCCUUGCUUGUAUAAAGUCUGAAUUUGAGGAGAGUGAGUUCGGACCCUGGCACUAGAACUCGGAUGGCUGCUGCUUGUGGUCCCUGAGCACACAGUCUGUGUAGCACAGAUUGAUCUCUUUCUCAGAUCAAACAUAGUGGAAUGUCAAACACUUCAUUGGGGAUUCUGUUUUCCACACUCACCUGUUACCAAGUGCAUUAAUUCCUAUUGAAAGGAGGAAGAAAGAGGCUGAAGAGUAAAUCAGCUCAAGUUAUGUAAGUAAGCAAUUUGGGGGAAUGUUAUCCCAGCCAAGUCCCUUUACCUAGUUAAUAGAUGGUCUUUAUUCUUACGUAUGGAGGAGAAACUAACAGCUCAGUGUAGUCACAGUGUGUGAGGCACUUCUUGUGGUGCAGGUAGAGCCUUGAUUAGCAGGUAAAGGAGAACAAACUGAAUAGUGAUUGAUUGAUUUAAUUUUUUUAUGGCAAGAGUAACAUCAUGUGGUGGAAACUCUGAAUGCUAUUAUAAGUUGUGAGGGUGCAGGGUUGUUUUGUUUUCCUGAAAAUUCCUAAUAAAAAGAGCAUAUGGGAAUUUCAAUUUAUAUUUUUCUCCUGCAUCCUCUUCUUUCUACAUCAGAAACAUCCCAGUCAUUAGAAGCUCGAAAGCUGUGACCAUACUAAUAAAACCUGGAUGCCUUGUAGCUUAGUAACUUAGUAAAAACGGCAGUAACAAGGUGGUGCAGUGUGUCUGAAAGAAACCACAAUGCAUUACAGGUAAUGGGAUCACAUGUGAAAUGUGAAUGGGAGAGAAUAUACAUAUAUAUGUGUAAGGAGAAAAACAGACCUUGUGGAGUAUUUGAUGUUUAAGAAAUUAUUUGUUUCUUUGUAACGUUCAAUGGAUUUAUCAAUAGUUCUGUGGCAGGCAGUACUCACAAGUCUUUGGCAUCCAAACCGGAUUGUGUACUGGAUGAAUCCCACAACUGGACCUGUGCACUGACCUCUUUUAUUUCCAGCUUUUUAAAAUGAAACUUGGUAGCAGCACUUUAUAAAUGUAAAAAGCAACAGAGUGGAAACUCUGUUUGCAUCGCAGCUGCUACACAGUUUACAAUUGGCCCCUUUUAUCCACAGCUCCUUCUGUAGGAAGCUGCUGUAACGUGGGCAAAUCUAGCACAACAAAUGGCUUGGAUUUUAUAAUUUUAAGGAGUUCCCAUUAACCCCUUUGGCCUUUGCUUGCUGUGUAAGCAGCCUCUGUGCUAAGAGGAGCUUUCCUUGAAGUCAGCUUAGCAACUGUGCUGUAACUUGAUUGUUUUCCCCUUUUUCUAUACCCAGUAGAAUAGUGUCAGGAGCUCCUUCCCCGUUCUAUUUGUUGCUAUGGGGAGGAAGAGGUGAGGCAAAGCAUGCGUGAGAAGAGGGAGGAAGAGUUACAGGAUGGUCAGUGCAACAGCUCCCACUCCCUCUUGGAAAUAUCUGCUUCCAGUUGUGGGAUUUCUCUAUUGAUGACUUUUUCUCUUGUAUUUUUUUAAGCCUAGGUUGUUUUUUUGUUGAUCUUGUUAGUUCUGUACCAGUCUCCCCGAGACAUACUGCAGUCAUUAUCACCUUUUUGGGUGGAGUUUAUUUUUUGGUUUGUUUGGUUUUUGUUUUUUUAAAUAACUUUUUAACAUUGGUGCAUAUAUGCUUGGGAUAGAGCUCAUGUAAUUUUCCAAUCGUAUUGAUUGUAUGUGAUUGUGCCCUGCAGAGGUAUAUUUAACAAAAAAUAAAGAGGAUAGUCUAGGUAAUAAAAGGAGACCAUGAGAUUUGUUGAGUCAGGUUAUGAACUAUUUCUUGAACUAUUUCUUUAGGCUUUUGGAUAAGUGAAAUUCCUUGUCUGCUGUUCUCAUAAGUCGAUGCUAAACAAAGCGUCAUUAUUCCCAUUUGUCAAGCUGGUUCUUUUCUUGCUUUUCUUCUCCCCCUGUUUUUCUUCCUUUCCUGCUUUGCUUCCCCAUCGAAGAAAUAAUAGUUCUGAAGCCUUAUGUGGCUGGCUGGCUGUUGGAGUGGUUUUGUGACUAUGUGUUGUGUGUAACUGUUGGAACGCUUUCAAUAGGAGUAGAGAUGGAGUAGAGCAUAUGAGAAGAAUUCCAUAAAGUGAAUUCUUUGCAAGUUCAGGGGAAGCUGGAAGCCUUGUACACACACUGGGCCUGCAAGGCACCGUGAUACCUCUCCUUGAAACAUUAGAUGCUUUGCUGCCUUUUGGGAAAACCCAGAUGACUAAAGGAGUAGAAGAGGUCACUGUGUCUGUCUUUACUCCUGCAAUAGACUUGUUAUAGUGGGAAGAACAGCCCGCCAGGCAUUAUGCUGUAGUAGGACAGAGCAGGCUGAAGGAGGCAAAAGGCAAGGAAGGUCCAGAGGUCUGAAAGUCAGUAUUUGUUUCUUCCUUAAAUUACAGAGCCAACAGUGUCACUUGUAUUAAAGAGCAAGGAAGCGGAGACCUAUUGUGUGUGCAUGAUGGUGACAUAAAAAAAGCCAUAUGUUGAAAUGCUGUUUCCUUUCCUCUUCUUCACUUUGCUUUUCUCCCUGUUCAAGCUGGCUUGGCCUCACCUUGCUUCCACACAGUGUCUGAGAGUCCUUUGAGUUGCAGAUCCAACAAACUCUUGAACCGGUGGAAAGAUGGUGAUUCACUACUUGGUCUGUAAAUAGAUGGAAGUGUCUACAAGGUCUUAUCUGCUUUUCUGUCAGCAUUUAUAUUAAAUGAUAAAGUAAUGGAGAACACUGAAA